CUAACGGGAGAGUGAAAUAAUUCUAAGUUUGGACUGGGACCUCCCAACUCUAAUCCCCUUUUCUAGUUUCACUCCCCAUCGAUUCGAUCAGGCCCUCCUUCCCAUUCAUCGUUCUUCCUUCCAGGCGACCGACCUCUCAACUCAGUUUGGAUCUAGUGGGGAUAAUAUCUUAUCAAGUUCUAAACAUACCAGAACAUGGCUGAUUUGGAUGAUUUGCUCCUGCUGGCAGCUGGAAGACCUAGUGGAAGUGGGAGGAGUCGUCAUUCUCCUGUGUCUAGGAGGCAUCACAGAGUUGAUGGAAUUGACUCAAGAGACAACGAUUCAGAUGAUGAUCGGGGUUAUUCAAACAGAAAACUAUCUGGCUCUCAAGUUCCUCUUAAGAAGAGGUUGGAUCCUACAGAGAGAGAUGACGAGCAUAGUGAUCGUGGAGGUGAUGAUGAUGGCUAUGAUCGUGAGCGUGAUAGUGACGAUGAUUCCAUUGGGAGCGACCUUUAUAAGGAUGAAAAUGACCGCCGCGAGCUUGCUCAAAUGACAGAGCUUGAAAGAGAAAUGAUACUGACAGAUCGGGCAUCAAAGAGAUCUGACAAACAAAUGCAUGAUAAAUUACGAGGGAAGAACAGCCAAGGAAGAAAAUCUAGCCCCCCUCCGUCACAGUCUCGUGGAACCCGCUCUUCCACUAGAGCUCUAGGUCGUGCAGCAGAUAGGGAUGGCGCAUUGAAUGAGAUAAGAGCUAAACGAGCAAGACAGCAGGAUCCUGAAACUCAUUGGCAAACAAGAGAUGCAGUUCGAAGAGGUACUGGUAGCAGGGGUUACUCACCUGUUAAGAGGAGAACUUUUACAGCUGCCACUUUAGGGAGCAGCCCUAACAGAGCUGAAAGUGGGUCACCAAGUGAUGAAGGAGAGUCUGGAGAUGAUGCAAUGGCUGAUAGUGAUGAUGACAAGACUUCCCCCAACUCAAAACUGCCAACUUUUGAGGAUAUAAAAGAAAUUACCAUCCGGCGAUCAAAACUUGCGAAGUGGUUCAUGGAACCCUUCUUUGAUGAGUUAAUUGUUGGCUGCUUUGUGAGAGUUGGAAUUGGGAGAUCCAGGUCUGGGCCUAUUUACAGGCUUUGUAUGGUACGCAAUGUUGAUUCUGCAGACCCAAACCGGCAGUACAAACUAGAAAAUAAAACUACAUACAAGUAUCUUAAUGUUACUUGGGGUAAUGAAAGCUCUGCUGCUAGGUGGCAGAUGGCCAUGGUGUCUGACUCACCUCCUCUUAGAGAUGAGUUUGAGCAGUGGGUCAGGGAGGUUGAGAAAGGUGGUGGACGAAUGCCUAGCAAACAGGACGUGUUGGAAAAGAAGGAGGCCAUACAGAAGACAAAUUCAUUUGUCUAUUCAGCUGAUACUGUGAAGCAAAUGUUGCAAAUGAAAAAAUCUGCCACGUGGAAGCCUAUGAAUGUUGCUGCUGAGAAGGAGCGAUUAAGAAGAGAGAUGGAAGUAGCAAAAAUGAAGAAUGAUGAAGCUGAGGUAAAGAGGAUUACAGCUAGGCUGAAGGAACUGGAUGCCACAAGACAAGCCCAGGAGAAAGAUGAUAAGGCUCAUAAACUGGCUGAGAUGAACAGAAAGAACAGGGCUGAGAAUUUCAAAAACGCAUCCGAACUGAAAAAUGUGGAUACAACUUUGAAUGCUGGGGAAGAAGGAUAUGACCCCUUCUCAAGAAGAUGGACUAGGUCAAGGAAUUACUAUGCAGGAAAGCAAAAUGGCGAAGAGAGAGAGCCCACAACAAGAGCCAAUGCUCCUGCUGCUGCAUCGGUUGCGGAAACUAAUGCCACUACAGGUGAAGUAGGCAUGGCAGCCACAACUGCUGCAUUGAAAGCAGCAGCAGGUGCAGGAAAGUUGACUGAUACAAGUGCUCCCGUAGAUCAAGGAACAGAGUCAAACACACUACAUGAUUUUGAUUUACCUAUUUCAUUGGUUACACUUCAGAAGUUUGGAGGGCCACAAGGAGCUCAAGCCGGAUUUAUGGCACGAAAACAGAGACUAGAGGCAACUGUUGGCCGUAGAGUCCCUGAGGAUAAUGAGAGAAGACACACACUGACUUUGACUGUCAGUGACUACAAGAGAAGGAUGGGGCUGCUUUGAUGCAUGUAUAUUGUAUAAUGGUGUUGCUAAUGCAGUAUCUUCCUUAAAUAACAUGCAUGCGUUUCAAAAAGCUGCUUUAGAUUUUAAAUGUAAUGGUGCUCAAGUAUGUUUCAAGUUUCAUGUAUGCUUGUUCAAAAUGUAACCCUUAGAAUUUUUCCU
Cuscuta campestris is the source of this 2283-nucleotide messenger RNA. Lineage: Eukaryota; Viridiplantae; Streptophyta; Magnoliopsida; Solanales; Convolvulaceae. The record is from the annotation of a GenBank genome assembly.